Molecule: messenger RNA, 646 nt
Organism: Trematosphaeria pertusa
Lineage: Eukaryota; Fungi; Ascomycota; Dothideomycetes; Pleosporales; Trematosphaeriaceae
Exons: 3
Coding region: 1-552 (183 amino acids)
Source: RefSeq, a predicted model, not a curated record
AUGCGAAACGGAGAUGCAACAGUGACUAUCGCGUGCUUGUGCCUGAGAUCUCAUUGCUGCCUUACCGAUACGAAGGCUCACCAACUCGAUACCCGGCUUGCCACACCUUCGGACUUGAAACUCCAAUCGCAAGCAAAUAAACCAGGAAGUUACAGCUACAGCUACCUUGUCAGGAGUAAAAUAAUAGCUAAUGAACCUAAUGUGGCUUUGUUAAGGUAUCUGAAGCCGAAGCAUCGUGGCGAGAGGGAGCUGGGGCAUGAAGCGAGGGAGGGAAUGAGGGGCGCAGAGGGGAUAGAAAGGAGUCUGAUCGACUAUGUCUACGGCGGAGAAACAGAAGACCCUGGCGAGGAGAUGGCUAGAUUGAUAGGCGACGUCGAGCGCUUCCGCACUCAGUCUCCCCAGAGCGAGAAGAAAGAGGAAGAAGAAGCCGCGAUCGAGAAAAGAAUAAGAAAGGAACUGGAAAAGAUUCUCAAAUGGUGUGAGCGGACGUUCGGCGACGCAGCUUGGCUCGAUGCGAGUGAGGCGUGGGUGGAGCAUAGCGAGGAGGUGUGAAGUAUAGCGAAUGAUAUGGUCAGUGGGGACAAGGCAUGGAGAAAGUUUUGAGCCGGAUGGCGGGUCCCGUUCAAGGUGAUCGACAAGGACCUGG